UUAAUAGCGGCUAAUUUGCUUCUGCUGACUUACGAUUUCCUCAUGUCAAAACAUUCCCAAAGUACUUUGGCAACAAAAAGGCUCUGUCAAGACUUUUUAAACCUUUCGGCUGAUCCUUUACCAUAUAUUUCAGCUCAGCCUCUCUCUUACAAUUUGUUUGAAUGGCAUUACGUUUUUAAAGGUCCAGACAAUUCCUCUUUUUCUGGUGGAUAUUACCAUGGAAAGCUUAAGUUUCCUAAGGAAUACCCUUUCAGGCCGCCUUCCAUUUAUAUGAUUACUCCCAACGGUCGAUUUUCCUGUAAUACCAAAUUGUGCCUUUCGAUCAGCGACUUUCAUCCAAACACAUGGAAUCCGACUUGGUCGGUUUCCUCAAUUCUGAAUGGACUUCUAAGCUUCAUGCUCGAAAAUACCCCUGCUGUGGGCACAACGCAUACUUCUGCAGAAGAAAAGACAAUGCUGGCUAGAGAUAGUCUCAAGUUUAAUUUAGAAUGUGCGACGUUUUGUGAACUUUUUCCCGAAAUUGUGACGGAAAUAAAUCAGAAGCUUGAGGAACAAUCAUCCUUAUGUGCUUCGUCGAUGAACCCGAAUAAAUUGGGGACCGCCGAAAAUACUGGUGAUUCUAUGAAUUUGUCUCAAUCUUCGGGCCGAAAGGGAGGCAUUUUUAUGGUAUUAAUCAUCAUCGUCUUCUCAGUGCUCGUUCGUUAUGUGAUGCGCUCUAUUCAUGAAUCAGUUUGA
Molecule: messenger RNA, 735 nt
Organism: Protopolystoma xenopodis
Lineage: Eukaryota; Metazoa; Platyhelminthes; Monogenea; Polystomatidea; Polystomatidae
Source: the annotation of a GenBank genome assembly